Thamnophis elegans (Western terrestrial garter snake) is the source of this 4166-nucleotide messenger RNA. RefSeq names its product glycerol kinase 5 (gene GK5). The record is from RefSeq and is a predicted model, not a curated record. The coding region runs from base 148 to 1776 and encodes 542 amino acids. Gene Ontology annotation, biological process: glycerol metabolic process; glycerol-3-phosphate biosynthetic process; triglyceride metabolic process. The transcript has 16 exons. NCBI's taxonomy places the organism in Eukaryota, Metazoa, Chordata, Lepidosauria, Squamata, Natricidae. Gene Ontology annotation, molecular function: glycerol kinase activity. Gene Ontology annotation, cellular component: mitochondrion.
CCUCAUAAAACCCGCCCCUGAAAUACGGGCGGUUACUGGCGGGCCCCCAAAGGGUCGGUUGACACUUUCCGCCGGAGCCAUUGCGAGAAGACUUGUGUUAGAUUCUGCGGAAAGUUGCCUGCCUGGGCUUGGAGAGGCGAGGCGCCGAUGAAACUGAUCGAUAGCGGCACACCAGCGGCCAACAAUGCCUCCGCCACCAACGGUGCCACGGCCUGCGCUCUUGCCCCGGAGGUGAAGUAUAUCUUGGGGAUAGACGUGGGCAGCACGGUGAUAAGAUGCCAUGUGUACGACAAGGCGGCGGUCCUCAAAGGUUUCAGUAGCAAACAGGUAGAGGCUCUUCAUCCUCAGCCCGGUUGGGUUGAAUUAGACCCUGAAACUCUGUGGACCCAGUUCAUUAAUGUGAUUAAAGAAGCAGUUCAAGUUGCAGGAAUUAAAAUGAAUCAAAUCUCUGCUCUUGGACUUUCAACACAACGUGCAACUUUCAUUACAUGGAACAAAAAGACAGGGAAACCUUUUCAUAAUUUCAUAAGUUGGCAAGAUGUGAGAGCUGCUAACCUUGUUAAAUCCUGGAACAGAUCUUUUUUAAUGAAGGCAGUCCAUGGUUUUUCUUCUUUGCUGCACUUUUUCACUCGGAUUAAUAAACUUCUGCUAGCCCGUUCUUUUAGUUUUACGACACAGCAUGUCUCUUUAAGACUGGUUUGGAUAUUACAACAUUUAUCUGAGGUAGAACAAGCUGCUAAAGAUGACAAUUGCUGUUUUGGAACAGUUGACACUUGGUUACUUUAUAAACUCACUAAAGGUGCAGCGUAUGCUACAGAUUAUUCAAAUGCCAGUACCACUGCGUUUUUUGAUCCUUUUAAGCUGCAGUGGAGUAACCUUUUUAGCAAGUUGCUUUCCAUUCCAAUAUCGCUUUUCCCUCCAAUAGAGGACACUAGUCACAUUUUUGGAUCAGUUGAUCCUGAAAUAUUUGGAGUGCCUAUUGCAAUAGCAGCUUUGGUAGCAGACCAGCAGGCAGCCAUGUUUGGACAGUGCUGUUUUGACAUAGGCGACAUAAAAGUCACCAUGGGGACUGGUACCUUUUGGGAUAUUAAUACUGGAAACAACAUUCAUCUAUCUAAGAAAGGCUUGUAUCCAUUGGUUGGUUGGAAAAUUGGGAGCGAGAUCACCUACUUAACUGAAGGCAAUGCUUCUGAUACUGGAAAUGCUAUCAAGUGGAUUCAGAGCUUAGAACUUUUUGACAAUGUCGAAGAGACAUCACAAAUGGCACAUAGCCUAGUAAAUUCGGGAGGCGUUUGUUUUGUUCCAUCUUUUAGUGGUUUGCAGAUACCUGUGAAUGAUCCUUAUGCAUGUACUUCUUUUAUGGGGAUCACACCUACUACUACCAAAAAGCAUCUUGUUCGAGCUGUGUUGGAAUCCAUCGCUUUCAGAAACAAACAGCUGCACGAUAUAAUUACAACAGAAGUGAACAUUCCUUCGAUGUCCAUUAGAGCUGAUGGAGGUGUCAGUAAAAAUAGUUUUGUGAUGCAGAUGACUUCGGAUUUAAUCAAUAAAUCAAUAAACAAGCCUGACAGCACAGACAUGUCUUGUCUUGGAGCAGCUUUUCUAGCAGGCCUCGCUAUUGGAUACUGGACUGACAAAGAACAUCUGAAGACGUUGAGGCAAACUGACAUGAUUUUUAAGCCACAAAGAGAGCCAAAGGAGUAUGAACCUGCCAUGAGUAACUGGAUAAAAGCCAUCUGUCGUUCUCUCUCUUGGUAUAGCCAGGCAUCUCAGUAAUUAAUAUUAUUUAUAUGUUGGACAAUAUACACUAUAUUGCCAAAAGUAUUCGCUCAUGAACUUACAGUAUUUAACCUGUGAUUAAGUCUUCCCGACUGAAUUGCUAUUAGUAUUCCCCCCCCCCCUUUGGAUUCAUUGUUGAGUCACUGACACUGCAUUAGUGCCCAUAAUGUGGUUAGAUAUUUCCUUAGUCCACUCCAUGCUUCAUUCAUUUUUAUUAUUCUACAGAUGCAUAUCAGUUAUAACGUGACGUCUCCAAAUUAAUGACUUUUUUCAUUAUUCUUUGUGCUAAUUACAGUUAGUCUGGAUUUUAACAGACUGAUUUUCAUUUAUCUGUUCUGUAUUAAUAUGAGUAUUGGGUAGAGAAUUGCAACAACAUCCAUUAGACAUCAGUCAGCAGAGAUCUGCAGCAUGUGGCAUGUCCAUAUGGGAAUACAUGGGGCAGGCAGAGGUUGAGGGGAGCAGAUAGUCCUGCAAGUAGCUCAGUUCUAUGGUAUCUAAAGCUUUAAAGGCAAUAACCAGGAAACUUGAAUUGCACCUGAACAUCUGUUGGGAGCCAAUAUAAGUUCAUGUGGAAGUAAAGGCAAGUGAGCGAUUACUUUUGGUAAUAUAGUGUAACUCACAACUUUAUUUCUGCUUUAAGACUUAAUCGUACUAAGCAGUUAUUGUUCUCAGACAAUAUUCAAGCAAUACAAAAAGUCUCCUGGAAUAGUAGUGAACCCCAAGUCAUGGUCCAGAGACUAAAUUUCAGAGCGUCAUGUUCUAAGUGGUGCUUAUUUAUAAUGGACAGACUUGAUUUUAUUCAUGAGAUCAGUAUGCGGGAAUGUUCAGAUACUACCCUAGCAGAUUUCAUGUGGAAAAUCUAGAUUACGAUUGUAUCACAAAAAUUAUUUCUGCAUAGAUACAAGCAUACCAUAUGCUUCUGUUUUCUACUGUAAAUUGUCUCCUUUUGGUAGAAAUAUAUUUAUUGGAAUGAUCUCCUCCCACUCCAUCCCCGAAUGAAAGAGACACAGAUGCAUCCAUAUAGGUAAAUUGGUUCUAGGAUUGGAGGCUGACUAUCUAGAGUGAAAAGUAGUAAAAGCGUUUUGUUCAUUUUAAGAUUUUUUUCUUUAUGCUGAAAACUAGUAAGCUAAAAGUGAAACAUGAUUUCGAAAGCAGCUUCCUGCCAAAUGAUGUUUCAAACGAUAGAAUACAGACAGUAAAUUAGCAUGUGAAUUGACUCACCCUUGCAAUGAUGGCCUUAAUUUUUUAUGGCUUUAAAAAUGGUGAAAUGUGAAGUUUCCAAAUUGCUUAAUUGGAAAUUGGUCAGCUGUCUUCUAUCUAUAUGAAGAAUUUAGGAUUUGCUGAUAGGGCCAGCAUAGUCAGCAUUGUCCAGUAACCUUUGGAAGUCCUGAUAUUCUGAUCUAAGAGAUAGAGAAAAAUCUUGGUAUAUCUACCUUUUAAAAGUUAAGAUUUUAGAAUCUUAACUUUAAAUUUAAACAGAAAUGAAAGAAGCAUCUCUCACAUGAUUCCAGUGCAACUGUCAUAAAGAGAUGAGUUUUUUACUCAUUAGAUAAGCCCAAAGUGGAUCUCACUUUGGGCUUAUCUAAACACUUCAGUACCUGAUACUUCAGAACUUUUAAACACUUUAUAGCAGUCAUUAAGUAGUAUAUAAAAUAUUGAAGGUAGAAUAUUUGGGAAAUAGUACAUAUCAGCAUACUGCUUUCUGUGGUAAUUUCUAGAUUACUGUGGUUAAGGUCACACAUUGUUAUGAACCAGAAUACAUGUUUGGUCUAUGUGAAAAAGAUCACUAUCACUUCUUGGCCCAAUCUAGAUUGGUUAAUUGUCUUAGCUGAAAAUGUCGUAUGCCUAGCCUGAAUUUUUAUCAGAUUUUAAGAAAAGUGCAUGAAUUUGACCACAUUACUUUUACAUUUGCAUGGAAUCCAGUUAAAUUUGUGCAAAGUAAUUGUAAAUUUUAUUUCUUAGAAAUUAUGCAGCAUCUAAAUUUUGUCACUAGUAGAUUUCAGUUUUAAAUGCUAUGCAAAGUAAUUUUCAAUGCAUUAUAAAUAUCUGAUGCUGAGAUUAAGUCUAGGGCUACGUUCUAUUUUUACUUAAGAAGACAUUUUAUGCUAAUUCGGAUCUAUAAUCAAUUCAGCUCAGUACUCACUGGUAGAAGUUCGGGAGAUUCCUAGUUUUAGAAAUACUGGAAAACAUAGUCUUCAACUUAUGACCAUAAUUGGGACUAGAAUUUCAGUUCCUAAUAUGGUCAUUUACUGUGGUUGUUAAGCCAAUCAUGUCAUUCAGCAAAUCAUGCAGUCACUAAGCGAAUCCAGAUUCCCAAUUCAUUCUGUUGUCGGAAGUUGGCUAGGAAGAUCAUAAAUCACCAUUGUGUGACCGCCAGAUGCUGCAAC